Messenger RNA from Syngnathus typhle (broad-nosed pipefish), 2354 nucleotides. RefSeq names its product stromal interaction molecule 1-like. The transcript has 10 exons. NCBI's taxonomy places the organism in Eukaryota, Metazoa, Chordata, Actinopteri, Syngnathiformes, Syngnathidae. The coding region runs from base 276 to 1922 and encodes 548 amino acids. Gene Ontology annotation, biological process: store-operated calcium entry; intracellular calcium ion homeostasis; activation of store-operated calcium channel activity. Gene Ontology annotation, molecular function: protein binding; calcium ion binding; calcium channel regulator activity. The record is from RefSeq and is a predicted model, not a curated record. Gene Ontology annotation, cellular component: plasma membrane; endoplasmic reticulum.
GCGGUAGGGGGGCGGCAGUCCGAAGUCAGAAGUUUGAACGUUUGUUUGACGAUUUGUAUGGAAGCCCAGCCGACGGCACGGUGGACGCGGCCGAAACGAACGAGGUGAAAAGCCACCCAGUCUUGGUUUAAGUCUGAGUCGGGUUUGGAUAUUUUUUUGUCAGUUCCUGCGAGAGGAUCUCAAGUACCAAGACCCAAAGGCCAAGCAGAGCAACUUCCACCGUGCAGACCUUCACAUUAGCGCGGAGAACGUGGGAUGCCUGGAAGAACUCAGAGAUGUACAACUGGACAAGCGAGCAAGUGGAGGAGUGGCUACAGUUCAGUGUGGAGCUGCCCCAGUACGCCGAGACCUUCCGUAAACACGGACUGGACGGCAAGGCGUACGCUCAUCUGUACGUGUCACACGUUGACCGUGAGGAUACUGGAGAGAUCACCGUUGCCUCUGUGACCUCAUCCAUCAGGCUGGCGGUGAAGUACGCCACCCUGACCGGCUCGGUGUUAAAAAUUGUAGAGCGUGGUCAUGUGCAGAAGCUGCAGCUCAAGGCCCUCGAUACCGUGCUCUUUGGACCACCGCCAGUAGGCCGACAGAACCAUUGGAAAGACCUUGUUCUGGGCGUGUCCAUCCUGGUGGCAUUGGGCGGCUGCUGGUUUGCUUACGUCCAGACAAAGAGGUCCAGAGACGACCUGGGCAAGUUGAUGAAGGACCUGGAGGGUCUUCAGAGGGCCGAACAGAGCCAGUUGGGUCUCCAGGAGAAGCUGCAAAAGGCCCAGGAGGAUCAGCGCUGCGUUCAGGUGGAGAAAGGGAAGGUGGAGGAGGAGCUGAGGAACGAGAUUGACGCGACCAAGCGGGAAGCAUGCCGGCUUCACGAGCUCCGCGAGGGCACUGAAAAUGAAAUGAGUCGCCAGAAGUACGUCGAGCAAGAGCUGGAGCAGGUGAGGAUGGCGCUGAAAAAGGCUGAGAGGGAGCUGCAGUCACGGGCUCGCUGGUCAACGCCGGACACCCUGCAGACGUGGCUGCAGCUGACGCACGAGAUUGAAGUUCAGUACUACAACGCCAAGAAGCAGAGUGCCGAAAGGCAGCUACUGCAAGCCAGAGAGGGGGCCGAGAAGAUCAAGAAGAAGAAGAGUUCGCUUUUUGGGACCUUGCACGUGGCUCACAGCACCUCAUUAGAAGACGUAGACCACAAGAUCCUCUCUGCCAAACAGGCCCUGGCCGAUGUGACGGCCGCACUGCGAGAGAAGCUGCGGCGCUGGCAAAACAUCGAGUCGCUGACGGGUUUCUGCCUGGUUACCAACCCGGGCCUAGGGGCUCUAGCCGCCGCCCUUCAUUUGGACCCGUCCUUCCUGGGCUUGCGAGCGGCGACGCCACAGCACCUCCUCCUGUCCGACGACCUGGACGAUAUGGAUGAGGACAUGCUGUCACCCGGCACGCUGAAAUAUGCAGCCUGGCAGAUGGACCAACGAGCGAGCGACCUCUGGCCACUGAGUGGCUUUGCAGACAACCUGUUGCCAUGGAAGCUCUCCGCUCAGAGGAUGGGAGACUCGACCACGAUGUUCAGCUCUCAGAGGGACAUUAUGGAUCGCUCUGACUCUGAGUCGCCCCUUCCGCACGCUGGCGGCGAACCCCGAGGCCUGCAUGGCUCCAAGACACUCCUCUUGUCCAAUCGGAGUGCCCGGAUGAGAGAGCUAGGAGGAGGCCUAGAGAAAAGCUCAAGCCUUGGGGAGCUAAGGACCAUCCCCGCCGCCAUCCCUGCCUCCUCCCGCUCCACGCGCUCGCUUUGCAUCACGGCCGCCGCCGCCGCCGACAGCCCCGUUCUCUUCUCGGGUGUUUGCGCAGUUUGCCCGGCCAAGGAUGGGGGCGAGGCAUCGGGGGGUGGCCGUCGCAGAAAUGCCUUCGAUAAAAUCUUUAAGAAGAAGAAAUGACAUGACUGAAACCAAACUGUCUGCAAACUCUCACGCUCUACAGAGUUGGUGGCAAAGCUGGAACUUCGGCUCACUAAAACUAAACACAUGCCAUCAACACAAUUGCUUUUCUGCUUGUGUGUAGUCGGCAGCGUAAGAGAACUACUGAGUUCAAUCAGCUACAUCGGGAUUUCACACUUGUGAUGACACCUGAAGGCAGCAUGCAAAGGUACGCAUACGCACACACUUGUUAAAUCAUAAUCAGGUCGCGCGUGGAUGGCAGAGGCCGGAUGUGAAGUCAACCAAAUGACCCCAAGUGAUUCAAGGAUUCAUUAUGUCAAGAGCUUUUUCGAGAAUAGUCAUUCCUCUCUUAGCCGCUUUUUGGCGGUGUUUUAAAACUAGUGUUCGUUACCAUGCUGUGCACAGUAUUAAUAAAUAAUGGGAGCACAAGAA